AAACGUCACUGGCCACUUUUGUUGCCAAAAGCAUAAAACGCUCAAACGUUAGCUGGCCACUUUUGUUGCCAAGAGCAAAUGGCGCGAAACGCUGUCGUCUAUGCCCCAUAUCUUUAGUGCGGUUACUCGUAUCGACUUGAAACUUUCGUUGAUACUUCUCAGAUAUAGGCCGUAUAACUUUAUUUACACGGCUCUUCUCUAGCAACGUGUUUAAAAUAAAAAAAAAAUGUCGAACGUCACAAUUUUCUGCGCGUUUCGUGAGUUUGUUUUUUUUCAAAGUGCUUGAACUGUUUUUAAUUGUAAUUAUGAAGUAAGUAAUUGUUUUUUACAUAUUUAUAUACCAAAAUGAUCGUUAGAAUGUGUUCUUUCCUGUAGUGUUAAAAUAUCAAGAUUUCAUUUAAAAUUCAACUCGCAUGAUUCUUUCCAAAUUCUGUCGUUCCCGUCCAAGACAGUUACAAUUUCUCGAUUUAAUUUUUACAAUAAAAUGUUGUUUUGAACUGAAAUAUAGUUGAAAUGCAAAACAAUGUUUAAUAUAUAUUACUUUUCAAUCAUUCGCAGCUCAUUUAAUGUAAAUUUCGAGACGAUUACACUAUUUUUGCAAAACAACUCAAUUUCAAAAAAAUAACGGACUAUUUUAGGCCAAAUAAGUGGGCUUACAAACCCGUGUAGGAAUAAAAAUGCAUAACGGUUUUCGUUGUUUCUGUUUGAUAUUAAAUAUCUAUUGUCUUCAUCGUGUUUCGGCAUUUAUAAUUUUUAUAAUUCUAAACAAAUACUGGGGAGUUAGAAAUAGUAUAUUUUUAACCUGUCUCUCACUGGGGUAGGCAGAGACCACAUGUUUUAACCUAAUUUCUUUAAUUUGUUUGGGUCUUAAAAAAGCGUACAUACAUACUAACACACCUGUCUCCCACUGGAGUAGGCAGAGACUACGGACUGUAAAUGCGCCUGCAUCUAUAAAUUUGAAUUUAAUAUUUUAGCCCAACGUAUGAUGAAGAGAUGGUGCGUGGUCGUGGUCGCGGCCGUGGCCGUGGCCGUGGCCCUGGACCUGGCCGUAGCCGUAGCCGUGGACCUGGACGUGGUCGAGGUCGUGGGCGAGGCCGCGAUUUAAAUGAGAGCGGCCCUAGCGGUGGCAGAGAAAAUAGCUUGCCUGCAAGCGGCAGUCAGGUCCAUCGGAUCAUCCUGCCUGACGCGCCUGCUAGGAAGCGCCGUGCGCGGUAUCCAUCACCAGACCGAGCAGACGUCGUGUUCCUGCCGGCUGGGGGAUUAACCGACUGACUGACUAACUAACUGACUGCAUCCCAUUCCCUUCUUUCUGUAGUGAAUUAUGCCAAGUACAAGUCCGACCAUGCACGGAGUAUUGCUAGCAUACCAAACUUAUUGUUUUUCGAAUUGACUUCAUCCUUUGUCCUUGUAUCAAGUAUAAUGUGUAUAAAACACGCAAGAAAAUAAUGUAUACUUCUUACUUAACUUAUUAUUAUUAAUUUUGUAGCAUCAGGGGCACUUGUAUCACCCAAAGCUCUGCCUACCCAUAUGUAGGAACAUAUUAUUUACAGUCAACGACACAUCAGAUUACACAUUUUUGUUCAAAAAUCGCCUCCAUUACAACGGAAUAAGAUACACUUAUUAUUUAUUGUACACCAAAACAUAGAAACAAAUACAAAAACAAUUAAAUG
This is a messenger RNA of Hyposmocoma kahamanoa, 1670 nucleotides long. RefSeq names its product methyl-CpG-binding domain protein 2-like. Lineage: Eukaryota; Metazoa; Arthropoda; Insecta; Lepidoptera; Cosmopterigidae. The transcript has 3 exons. Bases 994 to 1272 code for a protein of 92 amino acids. The record is from RefSeq and is a predicted model, not a curated record.